AUGGUUCAGUCGAGGUCUAUACCACUCUCCCUCAACCCACACUGGCCUCACUUCGCCGCCUUUGCGUGCAUAGCCCUUGCACUCCUUCUUGGCUUCACUCGCCUCACCCUUCUUGAUCUCUCCGACCCGUUGCGUUGUGAUGCUUUGCUCAAUAGAGGCCGGUGGCUCGAUGGUGGCUUUAAAAACUGGCAGCCCGAUGGCUGCAUGAUGCACUCCUACCAAUCGAAGGACGCCGAGACGUGCCUACAAUCUCGAGAUGUCGUCUUCAUGGGAGAUUCUGUCGCCCGAAAGCUCUUCUUUCAGUUCGCCAAUAUCGUCGACAAGGGUCUUGCCACAGGCCCACCAGACGACGCACAGAAGCAUGCCGACCAUCACCUACGCGCUUCGUUUGGGACGGAGCUAUCUUUCUACUGGGAUCCAUUUCUUAACUCGUCCAGCCUCGAUGAAGUGCUCAGCGGAAAGGACGCAGAUGAACACCCUCUGGGUACACCGUCUUUCAAACGGCCAUCACUGCUUGUUCUAGGCUCAGGUCUCUGGUAUCUGCGGUAUGCUAACACUUCAGGGGGGCUCCCAGCAUGGGAAAGCAAUACGGAGGCGCUCCUCGAUCGGAUCUAUCGCUCACGCCGCAAACCCGCAGACGAAAUAGUCGUUUUACCUAUCGAGGAUCUUGUUUCGUACAAGCUAUCGGACGAGCGUGCCACCACGAUGCUACCCUCAGACAGAGACGCCAUGAACUCCGAACUUUUCCACAGAAUACAUCCACCAUUCACCCCAUUUUUCUCAAUAUUUUCCCCGCCGCCACCUGAAACUCCCGUCUCGCUCCCCCUCGUAUUCAACGAUAUGCUCGACCCUUCCCAGACGGAAGACGGACUUCAUUUCUCGGAUCCGGUCGUUCGAACUCAGGCGAACAUCCUCCUUAACCUUCACUGUAACGAUGAAUUACCCAAGAGCUUCCCUCUCGACAAGACGUGCUGUCGUCGCUACCCUUGGCCGUCCUUACUCCAUUUUGUGGUUUUAGUAGCCGCUGUUUUUUGGGGUCCUUGCGCCUGGCUCUUGUCCCGCCGAAACGAGGGCAGAUCGCUUCUCAGCCCACCUUAUAUCGACGAGGGUCAACUACCACCACUAGUCAUGAGCGGCGCGGUUGCAGUCAUAUAUCUGGCAGACAGGUCUUGGUUCUGGUUGAAAGAACAAAAACAAUUCGAUUCAUGGGCUUUUGGUUUCCUCAAUUUCUUGUUCUUGGCCAUCGGUCUCGCCACAGUCAAGCGUGCGGACAAGGAUCUCGGUUUCUUGAACAGAGAGCAAACGGAUGAAUGGAAAGGCUGGAUGCAGAUCGCCAUCCUGAUCUAUCAUUAUUACGGGGCAUCGAAAGUCUCCGGAAUAUACAAUCCAAUUCGGGUCCUCGUUGCAUCGUACUUGUUCAUGACUGGCUACGGGCAUACAACGUUUUACGUCAAAAAGGCGGACUUUGGUUUCCUCCGGGUGGCGCAGAUCAUGGUGCGGUUGAAUCUGCUCACCCUCCUGCUCGCGUACACCAUGAACACCGAUUACAUUUCGUACUAUUUCGCGCCGCUCGUAUCCAUGUGGUAUUUGAUCAUCUACGCGACGAUGGCCAUUGGAUCUCAAUUCAACGAUCGCACCGCGUUCCUCGUGUUCAAGCUCUUCGCCUCCAUGGCCCUCGUUACCUGGUUCAUGAGCGAGCCCUGGUUGCUCGAAACAAUCUUUGCCUUCCUCGCUAAUUUCUGCGCCAUCCAUUGGUCGGCAAAGGAAUGGGCCUUCCGCGUCAAUCUCGACCUCUGGAUCGUCUACUUUGGAAUGUUCAGCGCACUCACCUUCAUCAAGAUCCGCGAGCACCGUCUGACGGAGCAUCCGCAUUGGCACCACGCAGUCAACGUCGCCAUCGGUACCUCAGCGCUCGUCAUGAUAUGGUACUUUGGCUUUGAACUCGCGCAGCCAGACAAGUUCGUCUACAACACGUGGCAUCCCUACGUUUCGUUCCUCCCCGUCGCAGCGUUCAUCGUCCUACGAAAUGCGAACCCCGUUCUCCGAUCAGCAUCCUCCAGAGCGUUUGCGUGGAUCGGUCGUUGCUCCCUCGAGACGUUCAUCAUCCAGUACCACCUUUGGCUCGCGGCGGACACGAAGGGGAUCCUUAUCGUCAUUCCGUGGACGAGAUGGCGCUCUCUCAAUAUGGUCAUCACCGCCGUCAUGUUCGUCUACAUCAGCCACUACGUAGCUAUCGCUACGGGCGAGUUCACCUCUUGGAUCUGUGGCACUGGUAACUCGAAGAAAUCACUACCCACAACUGCUCCCGGUGCCGGUGCCGGUCCUAGCGCCAAUACCAACAAUAGACACGAUCGUGACCGUACGCCAGAGUCCGUACCGUUGACCACGCAAGGCGAACCGACUCAACCGAAGGAUGAGACGGAGAGCGGUGCGGUAGCGGGACAGUCGUCUGAGGAAAGGCCUCCAUCGCCGCCGGCUACACCGAGGAGAUGGAUGGAUCGGUUGGCGGAGGGGUCGGAGGCGCCGAGGACGAGAGGGAUUCCGAUGCGGUUGUGGGAGGGCGUUGGGAAUAGGAAGGAGGGGUGGAACUUGGGCGUGAAGGCGAAGCUUGCGAUGGGGUUAGGGUUGAUGUGGUUCUUGAAUGUUUUGUGGGCAGCGCCCGCUUGAAGCGGUGGUUGAGUGACCCACGGACGGAUUGACAUAUACGGAGCGGAAGUAUAGUACAUAGGCUGUAGCCAGUGUUAAUGCAAUUC
Molecule: messenger RNA, 2753 nt
Organism: Stereum hirsutum FP-91666 SS1
Lineage: Eukaryota; Fungi; Basidiomycota; Agaricomycetes; Russulales; Stereaceae
Product: Cas1p-domain-containing protein
Exons: 6
Coding region: 1-2667 (888 amino acids)
Source: RefSeq, a predicted model, not a curated record